AAGCGAACGAACGAAAUUAUGUUGAAAAAUUAAUGACGUGCAGACAAAUUAGUGAAUUCUGAAAAGUUGAAAAUAGCACCUCUCCAGGAUGAACAAUGCAGUCUGCACACUAUAAUCGUUUAACUGUAUUUUUCUUCAUUUCCACUCUCAAAAAAAUAAUCUUUCCAUUGGUUGGAGUUAUUUAGGGAACUUCCACCAUAAUUAGAAAUCGAGAUCACGGAAUUCCUGUGAAAUUAGUCACGUUACCUGUUGUAGUUCCGCUCCGUACUCAUCUAGAAGUCUAGCGCGAUGAAUUAAAACACCGUCGCUCCUCCAAUUUGGGGAUUCCCGAUAUCCCCGUGUAAUAUCCAGUCGUCGAACUCCAGCUAGGUCUUCCCCAAUCCGUGACGUAGCUCUAGAAAGCACAUGGCGACACAUUUGAAAAACCCUGAUGUGUCGGUUACUCACUGUCAGUUCCGAUCUCCGGUAAAUUUUGUUUUAUCAGCGAGGUGUACGAAAGUGAUGGCUGUUUUACAUUGCCUGGUUCAUUCAAGAAAAUGUGAAGUGAUUUACACUGUUGAGAUACCUAAAGUUCCGGUUCUUAGAGCCACCCUUCAUAAUAUAGAAGCUUCACCUAUCAAACCACAGACAUUCGAGAAUUCCAUGGUGAUUGAGAUGGUUUCAUCAACCUCAAAGGGUCUAUACAUGAAAUUACACUUCUGGAAGUGGAUGAAACAAACGUUCUAG
Messenger RNA from Coccinella septempunctata (seven-spotted ladybird), 726 nucleotides. RefSeq lists its product as uncharacterized. The coding region runs from base 406 to 726 and encodes 106 amino acids. The transcript has 2 exons. The record is from RefSeq and is a predicted model, not a curated record. Lineage: Eukaryota; Metazoa; Arthropoda; Insecta; Coleoptera; Coccinellidae.